AUGGCGCAUCGGUUGCUUUUACCGUCACCCAUCGUUUCUCAGCCGUCACUCAUACGAACUCUGCCAUCAGCCUUCCGCCCUCAGCCCUCUGCGAAAGUCUUAUCCAUAAAGUGUCACUUGCUAAUGAAAGGAAUUCGUAGAGGCCCAGACAGAUUUUGGGAUGAUGAGGACUAUGUAGAUCAGGAUGCCAGUGAGACAGCCUGGAAAAACGAUGACCCCAUAUUGGAGGAAUGUCUCUGGCUGGUGACCAAAAAUGCUUCAGGUAUUAUCACUGGAAAGGAUCACUGUGUCUGUGAAAUUGUCCUACCAGACAGUACUUUCCCAGCCCAGAGGGUAACAGCUCUGGAGGAUGAGACCCAGCGACUAGGUAACCGGGUGGAAGAGGAAAUGGAAAAGAUAGAAGAGCAAGAAAUUAGAUUAGAAUCAUACUUGGAUAGACUCAUUAAUUUUACCUGGCGACUGGAACGUCUGGAGAAAAUGCGCCCAGAGGACCUGGUGGACAUCAACUUCGGUCUUCUCAGAGAGGAUUUACAGGAGAUGGAAAGACUUGUUAUUGAACUAAAGGCCAAGCUUAAAGGAAAUGCCACUCAUGUUGAGAAUUUAUAUACAGAGGUAAAGAAUAUCUCAAAGAUUGUUGGGCUAUUAGAAACUAUGGACAAAAACAAUGUUCUCAAAGCCCAGAGGGACAUGGACAUUCUUAAGAAGAAGCUUCUGGACUGUGAGAAGAACCUCAAAGCCAUUAAGACACCAGUCACUAUACCACUUGGAUCGUGCCAGCAUCGUGGCUUAGCUCGCAUUGGCAAACCAAACAUUAUUCAAUGGAAAGGAGUUGGUUACAAAUCUGGAGCUUGGGGUAAAGAUUCCGCUUGGAACACCACCAGGAAACUCAUGUACUGGGUCGCACCACUGAAUGUUAAUGGUCGUAUACUGGAGUCUGUGCGAGUCUAUUCAAAUCUGUAUGAUAUGCAGUUGAACAGAAGCGCAUUUAAUAUACCUCUUGCUAGGUUUAUGAAAAACAAGUGGAACUACACCAUUGCUGGCCAAGGUUCUGGAAUGAUUGUACAUAACAAUCACUUGUACUACAACUGUUAUAAUAGUAGAGAUAUGUGUAGGAUCAAUCUGAGCAGCCUUGUGACCCAACGCAAAACCCUUAUUAAUGCAGUGUUCAACAACAGAUACUCCUAUGCAGGUGUCAGCUUCCAGGAUAUUGACUUUGGUUCAGAUGAGAGGGGAUUGUGGGUAAUAUAUACUACAGAGGAAAAUGCAGGCAAGCUUGUAAUAGGUAAGGUAAAUGUUGCUACCUUCAAUAUAGAUAAUAGUUGGCCCACCACCCAGUUAAAAUCUGAGGUAAGCAAUGCCUUUAUGAUCUGUGGGGUUCUGUAUGCUACACGAUUCAUCAGCUCAAAGCAAGAAGAGGUCUUCUACACAUUUGACACUAAGACAGGCAAGGAAGUAAGAGUCAGCAUUAUUAUAGAUAAGAUAUCAGAAAGAGUGCAGAGUCUAAGUUACAACUCCAAUGACCGCAAGCUGUACAUGUUUACUGAUGGUGUUUUAGUCUCCUAUGAUGUUGCCUUGAAGGCUUAAGGUCCCUCCUUUACCUACAAUCUUUACCACUACUUGUUAUAUCAAGUAUUUGGCACAAAGGACUUGAAUUCCUUGGUCCUCAUCACAAAAUCUAAUUAUAUGCAAAUUAGGGCAAUGUAGCAUGCCUGCUCAGAUGAAUGUAUAAUAAUUAGGUACUCGGAUCUUGACUGCCUAUAUAUAUAUUUCAAAGAUGCUGGUGUGCUACCUUUAAAUGGCCACUUUUUAUUGAUUUUAAUGUGGUUAUUGAUAAUUCUAUAAUUGUAAAGUCAUCUCUCCAUACUGAACUAGCUGUCCAGUGUUCCAGUGAGGUAACCUUAAAUCUUGAUAUCCCAACCUCUGAUAACCUUAAUACAUGGUCACUUACCUUGUCUUAUUUCCACAUUGCAAAAUCAAACUUUUCUUUAUAAUUUUGAGGUUCUUUAGCCAAUACAGAGUAGGUAGAGGGUGUAUAUAUAUAUCUAUACACAUUUCUGUCAUGUUAUGCACUAAAUACUAUCAUUGGUCUUUGCAUGUUUUUUAAUAACAUUGUAUUAUCUUUUAUCCAAAUCGUGUUAAUUCUAACUGCAAGAGAGAAAUAAAGUCAAUA
This is a messenger RNA of Xenopus laevis (African clawed frog), 2170 nucleotides long. RefSeq names its product olfactomedin. The coding region runs from base 1 to 1584 and encodes 527 amino acids. The record is from RefSeq and is a predicted model, not a curated record. The transcript has 6 exons. NCBI's taxonomy places the organism in Eukaryota, Metazoa, Chordata, Amphibia, Anura, Pipidae.